AUGCAGACCGGCAACAGGGAAGUGUUGAACCGCCUAGACGUUGUGUGGAGAGAGCGCAAUUGCAGUGUUGUUCGAGGACUGCUGCAAGAACUCUCCCUGUCGUGGGCGCAGCUGGUGGCCCACUACGGUCCAGAGGCAAGUAAAGUUUGUCGGCUUUCCAUUUAUGUCACCGGCGAAGACACGGAAGAAAGACGGGAACUGGCCAGGGAGGUUGAAAAAGUGCUACCUGGCCGUCUCAAAACUGGACGAGCCAGAUUCGACGAGAUCCUUGAAAACCACACCAUUGAGUUGGCCAAAUCAGAGAGCAGGCAGUCUGUCACCCUGCUGACGUACUGUGGUGGCUCCAAUGCCAAGAAGACUCUCAGGGAGGCCAAGAUUAGGUGUGAUCUCCUGGCCGCCGCGACAGGCAACGAGAAGCAUCAGAUGGACUUUGUGGCGGAAAACUUUGGGCCAGGUGCAUGA
Molecule: messenger RNA, 462 nt
Organism: Seminavis robusta
Lineage: Eukaryota; Bacillariophyta; Bacillariophyceae; Naviculales; Naviculaceae
Source: the annotation of a GenBank genome assembly